UACUACAAUUUGCUCAAUCCACCUGGCUCCGCGAUUACAUCGAACUUAAUACAUAGCUUAGAAUGUGCGCGAAAAACGAUUUUGAAAAAAAUGUAUACAAAUUAAUGAACAACGCGGUAUUCGGUAAAACGAUGGAAAAUGUCCGGAAUCACGUGUAUGUAAAAUUGAUAACGAAAUGGGACGGACGAUACGGUGCGGAGGCAAUGAUCGCGAAACCAAAUUUCCACAGCCGCAGCGUCUUUGCGGAAAAUUUAAUCGCCGUCAAACUGCGUAAACUCGAGGUAAAAUUCAACAAGCCGAUUUAUCGGUACGACCCAUGCGUGCUUGCUCAGCAUAUCGAUAAUAGUGAGGAUAUAGUGGUAACCUUUGUUGAAUCGCGUAUAAGGUCGCAUUUCGACUACAUCUGCCUGCCAUAG
This is a messenger RNA of Pogonomyrmex barbatus (red harvester ant), 416 nucleotides long. RefSeq lists its product as uncharacterized. Lineage: Eukaryota; Metazoa; Arthropoda; Insecta; Hymenoptera; Formicidae. The record is from RefSeq and is a predicted model, not a curated record.